This is a messenger RNA of Didymodactylos carnosus, 1530 nucleotides long. The record is from the annotation of a GenBank genome assembly. NCBI's taxonomy places the organism in Eukaryota, Metazoa, Rotifera, Eurotatoria, Philodinida, Philodinidae.
AUGAGACAUAAUGAUGAAAUGAAAAGAACGAAAGUGAGAAAAUUCAUCCUUCUGUCGCUUCGUAUACUUCACAUUAAACGUAUUCGUUCUAUUCGACUUCAUUACGGCCCAUCUCUAAAUAAAUCCCGUUUGUAUUAAACGAGACGUCUGUUCAUAGAUCAUCUUAUUUGUUUAGAUUAUCUGCAUGUAAAAUGAAAAUAUCUUGUACUAGUUGAAAAGCCGUGCACAAAAACGUCUUCAUGCACAUUUCUGUCUUUUUUCCGUGCACCUUUCUGUAACUGUGCACAAAAAUGUCAAAAGAUUUUUUAGUGUACGGAAAAUAGCAAACCAUGUUCAAAAACAGCAAAAAACAUUUUUCCCAAAUCCCAUUUUGUUUCUUUUUAAAUUCAAAGCUUUCGCCCAAUGAACUUAUAGUGCUAAAUAACGAAAGGUGCAUGAAAUAUAAACACAUUGUUUCCAUCUGAUUAUAUGUCAUAACACUAUAUUAGAGCUGGACGAGUACAGAAGAGUCCUACGUCCUACGUUUUUUCAAAAUGUUACUUUUUCUUAUUUUCAAACUACUGCAAAAAUCUUCACAACAAUGCUUUGUUACGCUUUGACAUUGUCAGCACAGCUAAAUCUUUUUCGAGAAACUUGAUUUUCUUCGUCUAAUUGAAAAUCCUGUUGUGAAAAAAUUUAACAUCAUAUACUCUUUACAGAAUAGAGAUCGUCCCGGGCCACGUUUUUACGGCCCGGUCCGUGCUAGGCUCAAGAAUUUUGGCCCUGUCCGGCUAGGAGUGAACGUAUACAUUUUUUGGAGCGGCCCGUACAGAUCGGGCCAAAUGUAUUCUACAUUCUACGAAUCAAGCAUCUCGAAGUCUGUUUGAAUAGAUAAGCGAUAUUUUGACAUAGCAUUAAUCGAUUUACCAUCGAUGGAAUUUCGUCAUUCAAAAUUUCACAGUCACUUAAGAACAAAAUAACUAUAAAAAACAGAAAUUCUAGCCAGUAGCUUUAGCAGUAUCUAGAACAGAUACUCAAAGGAUAGUCAGCUUUGUCAGCGACAUUUUCAAGUGAAGGUAGUGUCUUUUUCUCACAUUUAAUAUGAGUGUUGCCGUUCGAUGUUGUCUUGUAAUUUUAUCGACUUUUUGGGUAAAAGGCUGGGCUCGCAUGCGGGCCAUCAAAUUACAGCCCGGUCCGAUCCGGCCCGUAAACAAAAUUCAAAAACGUAGACCCGGCCCGUGGGAACCCAUGGACCUCCAUGGGUUUUCCCAGCCCCCGCAAAUUAUUCGUCCGAUUGAAUUGGAAGUACAAAUUGCACAUCGUAGCUCAUUCACUCGUGCAGAAGAAAAAUUGACAUCCUCAUUUGAGCCAAUUACCUAUAGACCAUCAACAAAAUGGACAAAUCAACUGAGCACAAAAGAAUUGUUAGAAAAAAAGAUUGAUUUAAGGAAUCAAUUUACCUAUGAAAUUGAUUUUACCGAAUACAAGGAACAGUUUUUAACAAAUGCUGCUAAAAAGCUUGAUGGAUUAACAGCAUUUGGUUUAGCAUAA